AUGGCCGCUGCCACCGAGCAGCUCCUCCUCCCCCAGGAGCAGCCCCGCCGUCGCCCACCGGUAUGGGGGCUCACGGUUGCUGCCCUUCUGCUGGUGCUGCUGCUCGCCGCCACCGGCCCUCUCCGUCCUAGGCUGUUCCGCGCGCCACCGCCAGCAGAGCGCGUCGCGCUUACCCUCCUCUCUGGCGCGAAGGAGAAGGGUGCAGUGUGCGUGGACGGAACACCGCCCGGUUACCACCUGCAGAGGGGCUCCGGCGACGGCGCCGACCGCUGGCUCGUCCAUCUAGAGGGAGGAGGCUGGUGCAGCACAGUCAAGGAAUGUUCGGGCAGCAGACUGUCCACCAAAGGUUCAUCCAACUUCAUGAAACCGAUACGGUUCAUGGGUAAUGGGAUCCUCGGCGGCGAUCAGCUACAGAAUCCUGAUUUCUACAACUGGAACAAAGUCUACGUGCGGUACUGCGAUGGGGCGUCGUUUUCUGGGGACGCGGAAGCUCAAGCACAGGAUGGAACCACACUAUACUUCAGAGGAUUGCGUAUCUAUGAAGCGGUUAUUGAUGAACUCAUGGAAAAAGGACUCACAAAUGCAACACAGGCCCUCUUUACAGGCUGCUCUGCUGGUGCUCUAUCCAUGAUGCUGCAUUGCGAUGAUUUUCGUGCAAGAUUUCCGCAGGAGGUUUCAGUUAAAUGCUUUGCAGAUGCUGGGUUUUUCCUUGAUGAAAAGGAUAUAUCCGGAAAAAGGUCCCUUUGGUCUCUCUACGACAGAGUCAUUCACCUCCAGAAUGUUAGAAAAGUGUUGCCCAAGGACUGCCUUGCCAACAAGGAGCCAACCGAGUGUUUCUUCCCGGCAGAGCUUAUCAAGAGCAUCCGCACCCCCAUGUUUAUUCUCAACCCUAGUUAUGAUUCAUGGCAGAUACGAAAUGUUCUUGUACCUGAUUCAUCUGCUCCUGGCAAGUCAUGGUUGAGUUGCAAGGAAAAUAUCCGAAACUGCAAUUCUACACAAGUUGAAGUCCUCGAUGGUUGGCUUAGCCUGUUAAUCCAUUUCUUUUUUUCCUCCCACCUUCAGCACAAAUGGUUUCGGGUUUGUGAAACACUAAAUUGUUGUUCUUCUCAAUCGAUAGGAUUAAGGAAUAAGAUGGUCAAUGACUUGAAGGUCGUCGAAGAUAAGGAGGACUGGGGCAUGUUCAUCGAUUCAUGCUUCACGCACUGCCAAUCGCUCUCCGGCGUGUCUUGGCAUUCACCAACCUCCCCGAGGCUUGAAAAUAAGACCAUUGCAGAAGCUGUUGGAGACUGGCACUCUGGAAGGAGCCAAGGAGCGAAAGAGAUUGACUGCAAGUAUCAGUGCAACCCAACAUGCAACAGUUUGCCGCCUCCACGAGAUGUUACUGCAUUUGACCAUGUCGAGAUCUACUAA
Molecule: messenger RNA, 1410 nt
Organism: Triticum turgidum subsp. durum (durum wheat)
Lineage: Eukaryota; Viridiplantae; Streptophyta; Magnoliopsida; Poales; Poaceae
Source: the annotation of a GenBank genome assembly